GCCCUUCCCAAACCAAGACGUCAGCUCUUCGGACCCUCUGCGACCGUAAAAUUCAACCAUCAAGAUGGACUUCUCGGACAGCUUUCGCAUCGUCAACCUGGUGGUUGCGGUGAUCAUGGUCCUCGGCGGCAUCUCGCAGUUCUUCCCCAUUAGCUUCCAAUCUAUCAUCAUUGGAGUCUACGUGAUCAUCUUUGGUCUUGCCACCGGCCUCCUCGAGUUCCAGAUCCCGCCUCAAGUCUCGCGCUACGCCUCUUUCCUCUUCUCCUUCAUCGGCCGUGGCGCCUUCUACAUCUUUGUCGGCUCGAUCCUGCUGCACGACGGCGUCCUGCGCAUCAUCGCCGGCUCGAUCGUCGGCCUUAUCGGCGUCUGCUAUGUCGUCCUCGAGUUCAUCCCUAGCAUCGAGCCGCCUGCCAACAUGAGGGAGGCCGACGCCGGCUGGGGCGCAGAGCAGGUGUAAAGUGCAGCCAGGUGGAGCUCCCAGGACCCCACACGAGCCUCUUCAUCCUGCUUCGCAACUGCGCACAAAGGCAGUGGGACGCGGUUCCGUGGAGCCCAUUUGUUGAUGAGGUCCCGACCGGAUACCUGGACAAUUAGCUGGGCGGACGGGCAAGUCUUGAAUCAUUUGAGGACGAUGACCUGG
Molecule: messenger RNA, 640 nt
Organism: Cryphonectria parasitica EP155
Lineage: Eukaryota; Fungi; Ascomycota; Sordariomycetes; Diaporthales; Cryphonectriaceae
Product: COPI associated
Exons: 4
Coding region: 65-457 (130 amino acids)
Biological process (GO): vesicle-mediated transport
Cellular component (GO): Golgi membrane
Source: RefSeq, a predicted model, not a curated record